Messenger RNA from Patiria miniata (bat star), 4732 nucleotides. RefSeq names its product beta,beta-carotene 15,15'-dioxygenase-like. The transcript has 8 exons. NCBI's taxonomy places the organism in Eukaryota, Metazoa, Echinodermata, Asteroidea, Valvatida, Asterinidae. Gene Ontology annotation, molecular function: beta-carotene 15,15'-dioxygenase activity; carotenoid dioxygenase activity. The coding region runs from base 341 to 1909 and encodes 522 amino acids. The record is from RefSeq and is a predicted model, not a curated record. Gene Ontology annotation, biological process: retinal metabolic process; carotene catabolic process.
AUCACAUUGUCAACUGUGUAAUGCGGGGCCCGGUACGUGCAUUGUCAAUGCGUAUAGUCUACAGCUAGCUGGGGUAUCCCGCCUGGCCGGGCCGGGCUAACCCACGUGCGAUCGGCUGGGUGUGUGACGAGUCACCCGUCCGUGUAUAAAUAGCCUCACUAACUCGUACCGGCUGUCAGUAGGCCUUGCAAGCAGCCCAACGUUAGCGCCGGCACACCACAUAAUCACACCACUCACCCCAUCAAGAUCAGCACUCCAUUACCUCACACCGGCCUCAUCGUGAAAACUCGUUUUCUCGUCGGAUAUUAGAUAAUAUUUUUUGUAGUUUAAGUAACCCAAUAUGGCCGGGAUGAGCGACGAUCCGAACAUUGCGAAACUCUUCCAAUCCGUACAGAGGGAGUAUCCAGAUCCCGUCAAAGCAAGAGUCCAAGGCAAGCUACCGGAAUGGCUAGAAGGAAGCUUGAUCAGGAACGGGCCCGGGCUCUUCGAGGUCGGCGAGACCUCGUACCAGCACUGGUUCGAUGGCCUCUCCCUCCUCCACCGAUUCAGCUUCCAGAAGGGCAAAGUCACAUACCAGAACCGAUUCCUCCGUAGCGACGCCUACACCAAAGCCAAGAAGUACAACAAGAUCAUCUACGGAGAGUUUGGUACCAUGGGCAUCCCGGACCCUUGCAAGAACAUCCUGGAGAGGUUCGUCAGUCACUUCGUUCCCGUUAGUACUACCGAUAAUAACCUGAUCAACUUCUACAAGAUUGGAGAUGAGGUAUAUACGUCGUCCGAGACCAACACGCCCAUCAGAAUCAACGUGAAUGAUCUAAGUACAGGACCAAAGAUUGAUUUGUUUGGCGCCUUUUGGACAAUGACCGCUACUGCGCAUGGGCAAGUCGAUCACGAUGGCACCACGUACAACGUAGGCACGUCGUACUUCACCGGGUGUAAUUAUAAUAUCAUCAAGUUCAAUCAUAAAUGUAAAGAAGACCCCACCAAGUCCGCCAAGAUUGUUUGCACCAUCCCGGCCCGCUACAAGACCCGUCCCUCCUACUACCACAGCUUCGGUAUGACGGAGAACUACUUCGUCUUCCUGGAGCAGACGCUCUUCAUCAACGUUCCCAAACUGGCCACCUCUGUCCUCCGUAAGAUUCCCGUGUGUCAAACCUUGGAAUACGACCGUACGGACACUUCUCUCUUCCACGUCAUCCGGAAGACCACGGGGGAGAUUCUCCCGGUCAAAUUCGCGGCUGGUCCGCUCUUCGGCAUGCACAUCGUCAACUCGUACGAGCAGGACGGACAGAUCGUCUUUGACAUCUGCUGUUUCCCUGACGACUCUCUCAUCAAGAAGUUCUACCUGGAGUAUCUGAGACACGGGGACCAACAAGGAAAGAGGAACUUUCCUCGUGCCCAGGUGCGGCGGUUCGUCUUGCCCAUAAACGUGGACCAGAAAACAGCACCCCCUGGCGUCAACCUCGUGACCCUCCCAGACACAUCAGCAACAGCAGUACUGCAAGAUGAUGGCGUCAUCUUCUUGAAACACGAAAUCAUCUCUCCCAUAGGUUUUGACAUGCCCAACAUAAACCAACGCGUCAACGGACGACCCUACAGAUACGCCUACGGAAACUGCAACAGAGAACUUGGGGAAUUCGUGAACACUAUUGUCAAGGCAGAUGUCAAAACGAGAAAGUGCGUGGUGUGGCAUGAGGAGUAUUGCUAUCCGUCCGAACCCGUGUUCGUCGAAGCCCCGAAUGCGGUCAAUGAAGAUGAUGGUGUCAUUCUUUCAAGUGUCCUCAAUUCGCAGACGGGCAGAGCCUUCCUACUCGUCCUCGACGCCAAAAACUUAAAGGAACUCUCCCGUGCCCACCUUCCGGCUGAUGUCGAAUGCCCUCUAUCAUUCCACGGACAGUUCGUGCACUGACGAGCCCCUUUAAUUACCAUCUUGGUAUACAGCCUCAACUGAUAUGAUUCCAUCUUCAGAGGGUCCAACUUUUCUUCUUCGUUUUUUGGUACCACUUGGCUGUCCAUACGUGUUUCUAUUUAUCAACUUCUGACUGAUGGAAUGCCACGUGGUACUUUGUACAAAACAGACUACCCGAGGACAACUACUGACAUUUGAAUUAAGAUAAUUUUGAACAAAAAAACACUUUAGUUCCAAAAUCAUUAUGACUGAUUUAAGCUACUUUGUGCGAGUCUACCCAACUUCACUUGCUUAGAACAUGGCAGCUAGGCAAGUUAGGUAAACAUUUUUCGAAGCCGUAACAUCACCCUGUCGUCUGAACAAAUAGCUGCUGAAAUAGGUCUACUGACCACACAAAUAUAUGACUUUCACUGAAAUAGUCGGUGUCCGCGGAGUGGACACCGGUAAGCGGCCGCGCCACUGACUUGGCUGCCGUUGGAGGCCCACCAGUCCCAUACCUGCACGCUGCUCGUCACUCACGGUGGGCUUCGGACUCCAAACAUUUUACCUCAACCAAACCAGGCUGUGGUUCCCUUUCCUCUUGCAUACUCUCUAGUUCGGUCUAGUUCCCGUGCUCACCGUGAAAACCACCAAGAUACAUGACAAUCAUUCCAACAAAGUAGCAACCAAACUACAUGUGUGUAUUAAUCUCGUGCAUGGUACGCGGCAAAUUGCUUCAAACCUGUGAUUUGAAGCUGAGUAUAGUUUUUUUUUCAGAUUCUGCAAAACUGAAAAAAAAAUACAGUGCUCUGAAGGAUAUUUUUUUCGGACACCUUUUUUCCAUACCUCAAAAGCAAUGGGUGAAACUCAAUAAUGUGGGAAUUUCAAACGGAGGAAAUAACAUCAAUGUUUUUUAUUUGUGCUGCUUAAGAACGAAAGAUAGGCCUAUUGGUUAUGUGCAAUAUUAACUUAAAUUAAUGAUUAUUUAAAAAAAGAAAAAAAACACUGCCAAAAUAGAAGGAUUAACUUUUAACUAGUAAUUGAUAAAUGGCGACGUCGCUGGUGAUCCGGCGAUGCUAUAUUAGAAAUGGAACGUGUUGAGCAGGGUACCAGGUUUUAUGAUACUUGAUAAACUAGGUAGAUGAGCUGUGUGGUUUCUUUCAUAAGCUGUAUGUGCGUUCUAAUCGUGUUCCCAGAAGAAGCGGUAAAUUUCAAAGGCGAGGUUCGGCAUUUCAUCACAGGUAUCGGUCUAUUUUUGGCCUCGGUACCUCGUUCAGGUGUGGUUCUCAACUAAGUUGUUUUACAGAGGCCAAGAUGAUAUGCCGGGGGGCUUACACAUUCCUUCCCAUCUCAGAACUGUACCUGUUUGUCUACGAAUCUCGUAUUAGUCUCUCAUAUGAUUUAAGACCUUUUGCCAAGACGGAGAUAUUAAUUAAACAAUUAAUUUAAAGUACUUAAAGCAUAAAUUUAAGAUAUUUUAUUCUUUGCUAGCGUCUCUUUAAGUUGCGACCAGGGUAUCGAAAAGUAGUUCAAUAUUUGAAUGAUAUUUUCGGUUGUGUAUUCUCUAUUGUCCUUAUCAAUAUUGAUAAGAAAAUAGUGUUUACUGAUAAGGCAAAGUUUAGAAGCACGAACAAGGCAAACUUCAGAAACUACCGGUUCAUUGUCACCUUGCUGGUGGAUUGUUUCUGCAAACUUUGUGGGACCUGGAAGUUGUAACGUUGACUUUCAUCCAGCGUCACCAGCGAAACAUUAGUGUCAAGUAGUGGGCCUAUGACUGGGCCCCUGUUGGCAAAGCACAAACUUUUUCUAAGCAAUAGGUGCCUACUUUUUGACUAUAAGCUCUAUGAAUUUUUACCACUGUUUGUGUUCAUUGAAUGUUUUUUGGUGUCAUUCCGUGUUUGAUGAAAUUUCCACUCCGUAUAUUAGUUGCAGUUAUACGGAGAAAAAGAUUAUUUAUUAGCUUUCAAAGCCAUACUGCAAAAUGCUCAGUGUGGUUUUCGUUAAGUAUGACACUAUUACUUAUUAGAUGCUAUGCUGCAAAUAGAAAACAAAAAGUUGUGACAUGAAUGUUUGAAAUUGAAUUUUGGUACAUGUCUUCGAAUUAAUUAACUAUAAUGCUGCAUUUAUCAUUAUUGGUUAAACGUUAGGCGACUUCAAGUUUUCAUGUCUUAACAAAAAGUAUAUUGUUAACCAACUGUACGUUUGUUUGCCUGUGCCUUGUAUUUGCAACUCAAUUGGACACGCUCGAUAUUUUGCCAAACUUAAGAUGAAGUUAUAUAUUAUUUAUGGAAAUAGGUUUGUUAAAAGCUGUGAUGUAGCGACAUUGUAUUAUUAGAGCAGGUUUAUUUUGUUUAUUUAUGAAUGUAGCAACUCAAAGUUAUAGAGAACUAGCCUUUUUUUGGUCUAUUUAAUUCGUUAGAGAUAUAAAUAGGUAAAAAAUAAUACAAUGUGAAGUCAUUGAAUGAACUUUAUAUCGAAAUUUUCAUUUUAUGCAACAUAUAUUGUUUGUUCUCUGCAAAAUGCGACUGAUUGUCAUUGAUGGUGACUUUCGAUCGAUAAAACUUUUUUUUAAACUCUAAUGAUAAUUUAUUCAUUAUUGUUUUCUGGAAGUUUAUUAGAGCAAAGUUCAAGUUCAAGGCUCCGAUGUACCAGGAACAGACAAUGCUUAAAAUCAAUGUUCAAUUGAUAAAGGACUGAACUUUGGAUAUGAACGUUUAAUAUGGAUGACAAAGCUAUAUUAAUAAAAGGAAUUGCUAACCAUGCGAAAAUUAUCAGCGCACGAAUGUCAGAUUUAAAAACAAAUAUUGUAAUUUUUCAAAUUCAAUUUACUUUGUAACGAAACAA